AAGAGAGUGUGGUUCUUGUCAGAAAUCAAUGGACAGUCUUUAUUCGUACACACUCGAUGACCUAUAUGAUCUCUUGGGUCAUCAUUGCAUCGUCACACUAAAGGAUUCGCGUCAUAGCUCACGGGAAGGAUUUCUCCAUUCAGUCGAUCCCACAUCAGGCAAUGUUAUUCUCCAGAAGGAUCAACAUUCAGUAGUGGUCAUGGGGCAUUACAUUGCCACUCUUGAUAUUGAUCGAGAGUCGAAGAUUCCUCUUGAGUCUAUGGAAAUGCCUAGUGUAGAGGCAUCUUGGUUAGAAGAUCGCCGAGCAAAGAUGAUCAAAUACCUCGAAAAACACCAUAUUCCAUUUAGUGAGGUUGCAGAUGAUUCUGCAAUUCACGUCUUGGGUUGUGCACGUGUAGAGACACCCUACACGGCCACCAGCGUGUUCUGUGACAAUGCCUUGAUACGAAAGCGCGUCCGUGAUUUGGUCAUGGGGCUACCGUGUUGAGCAACAGGAGGAAAAUAUAAUAAGAAUAAGAAUAAUAAUAGUAACAAUAAUAAGGGUGAAGCAAGAGAAAACCACAACCACUAUCGAUUAUAAGGCAUUCCAAUAAAACUACAAGCUGUUUUACAGCCAAGC
Phycomyces blakesleeanus NRRL 1555(-) is the source of this 619-nucleotide messenger RNA. RefSeq lists its product as hypothetical. Lineage: Eukaryota; Fungi; Mucoromycota; Mucoromycetes; Mucorales; Phycomycetaceae. Gene Ontology annotation, cellular component: nucleus; SMN complex. The record is from RefSeq and is a predicted model, not a curated record. The transcript is spliced from 3 exons. Gene Ontology annotation, biological process: spliceosomal complex assembly; spliceosomal snRNP assembly. Bases 29 to 487 code for a protein of 152 amino acids.